Molecule: messenger RNA, 5368 nt
Organism: Belonocnema kinseyi
Lineage: Eukaryota; Metazoa; Arthropoda; Insecta; Hymenoptera; Cynipidae
Exons: 1
Coding region: 372-2927 (851 amino acids)
Source: RefSeq, a predicted model, not a curated record
AGGUGGUGUGGAGGACAAGAGGAGAGUGACGAAGAAAAGUUAAUAGAGGUUAGGACGGUAAGCGAGAGAGAAGAAGUGGGAGUCAAUGUAGCAGUAGACCGAGACAGAGUUGUGGAGACUCGAACCUACAAUUCUUCAUGCGAGAGGCGAAGGGGAAGGGGCCGUUUCAGUGGGAAGCAGCCACAGUCUACUUGGUAGAGGGGAUGGAAAUUAGUUACGGCAUCUACCAAGACCUAAAAGGAACUCCGUACGCCGUCCGGCUAGGCUAGUGGUAACAUCGUGCAAUGUUACGCGUUAAGGUAUCGGCAGUGCUUUUCCAAGUUUCUUCUUGUGACGGGUUGAUGUGUCGAAAUUAAGUGUGUGAAAACAUUAUGGCGUAUGAAGUAAGCGAAGUGUUCAGUGAUAAGAGUUCUGUGAAAAUGGUAACGGUGAAAAAGCAGCAAAGCCAACAUCCGCGACAGAACGUUAGGAAAACAGUGGGUGUGAUGGGUAGUCGCAGGAUAUUUCCGGCAGCUUUCAAGCUAAAGGUUCUCCAUUCCUACAGGAACGAUAUAGACUGUCGGGGAAAUCAGCGUGCAACGGCGAGGAAAUACGGAAUUCAUAGAAGACAGAUUCAAAAGUGGUUACAGUGUGAGCAUACUCUGCGAAGUAAUUGUGCCGAGUUGGAUGUAAACGCGGGUUCAUUAGUGACGGGAAAUUCUAGUGGAAUUUCAAAAUUAGACGGACCUUUGGUUGAAAGCACAGGGCUCUGUGUUUCUCCAACAUCGCCGGCCUUGAACCUUAGUCUCGCCAGACUGCACGGCGACGAGUUGGCUGUUCAACAGGGGCCCCCACCUCUUCAUCCACCCUCUCGCAAUUCACCCUCCUCGACAGAGUACGGAUUUCACGCGGCCCUUCCUUCACGUGUUACGCCGGUAGGGUACUCGGACUAUCCUAACCCGGAUCAACAACACCACCCUCAAGAACUUGAGGAGAAAAUUCAUCUGCAGAAUGCACAUAAAUUUGCAAGUGGUCGGGUCGAACCAGAAAGAAAAUACUUCGUUACAAACCACCAGAACUACGAGCUCGAUCCUUCAGUUGAAAAUAAUAAUCGAAGCGAGGUGAAGCUGUAUCAACCACCGACGGCUUACCACUCAACUCAGUAUCAUAGAUAUGACAGUAGCGACGCAAACGCAACAAAUGAUCACCAUUUACAUAAUUCCCAACAUCGACAUCGGAAUUACGGAGACUUGGAUUGGCCUGGCGAUGGUGAAGCUACGCGUACGAUGCUAUACGCAUCGGCAGAGAUAAAGGCAGAACGGCCAGACUCUACGGCGACGCCAGGGCCGCACGAGAUAGCGGGAUCGCCCAGUGCUUCGAAGUUCUCCCUCUCCUCUCCGCAACAGAACAUCGUCACCACUACCAACGAAUCGACCGCUAACUUUGAACUAACACGGCAAACGAGUCCCCUCUACCACUCGCAUGUUCGUGAGCACUGCCUGUCGAAUUCCGAAAAGCCGUGCUACCAGGAGGGAGAGAAAAGGGAAUCGAAGAUGGAAGGCGAGAUAGAACUCAAUGUGGUGGUGGAAGAAGUAGAAGAGAAACAUGGGCAGGCGGAGAUGCAAGAGCCGGUGGGCGAGGGAGAGGGUGUGCCGUACACAGACUAUCAACGACCACCUGCUGCUUCAUCCCUGACUAACUUGGGGCCGAUCAGCCCUCUGCAAGAACGAUUGGAAGCAUAUUCCGGACCUUCGAGUCCUCAGGGCUCUGAAAGCUCUGGCAGGUCCAGUAGUAGUUAUUCCGACUGUGAAAUGGAUCCUAUGGAUUACACUUGCCAUCACCAGAACGCAUCGGGUGAUCUCACUCGAAGAAGAUCCUUCUCUCUGCGAUUCAAACUCGACGUUCUCAAUGCCUUUCAACGUGACGUAUCUGUUGCUGGCAAUCAAAGAGCCACUGCCAGGAAAUUUGGAAUAAAUCGUCGCCAGGUUCAAAAAUGGCUUGGGCAGAAAACUGAAAUUCGAAGACGAAUCGACCUUUUAGAUGGUAACUCACGUCAACGAUUGGGCCCUAUCCAGGAAGCAGUACUAGAAGAAUAUCCAGUCGAUCUGACGAUCACCGGUGUGAUUCCCAGUCAGCCAGAGGCUGUACUCGAUGAAUCUUCGCCAAUGCUUUAUUGCUGUGACGCAACUGGAUUUCCCGCAAGGCAAUCGUACUGCCAACUUGGGGUUCGGGAAUCUCCAGAUACAUCCAUUCGAACCUGCAGCUUUUCCUGUUGUGUAGAAAGCACUACUAUGACGUCAAGCACAUCGUGCUAUCAAGACAUUAACUUAAAAAGGGUUUGCUACGCGGAAUCACAGGAAAGCCUUUACUGCUAUUCUCCCAGAGAGCCCAUAGAAAUGAAUGCCUUACCGCUGAAUCAGGAAUUGAUUUCCUCAAAGAUGAAAAUACCAUCUUGCACUUUAUCCUGCUGCUAUCAAGCCUUACCAUCAACCAAGAGAAUGUGCGUAGACACGGAAGAAACCUGCAUUUUCUUCUGCGAAGAACAGCCUGCACAGGACACACCUUUGUGCCUUGUAAAGCCGAAAAAAAUGUGUAAAGCUCCACUUCAAAUCGAGCCCGUCACGAGUACAGUACCAACACCUUUAGCUCCAGUCACUCCUUCCACACCGUCUUCGAAGAAAGACGCUAUCCUCUUCAAGCCUUACCUGGACAAUCCUUUCAGCAAACCUACCGAUGACUCAGUUUAUCGUGAACUUUCACCAGUUGGCAUCAAUAAUAAUAACUGCCAGGGCAUCUGCAAUUUGAACGAGAACAGGGGCCACGACUAUGCCCUCGAACUUAACCUGAGGGUGCCAGUCUCCUGGAGAACGCAUCAGAUCCCUUACUCCGAUUUUCCUCAAGUCAGGAGUGCCUUCGUAAGGUAUCCAACAAAUUAUCACUAUUCCUAGCCUAGCCUUCCACAGUAAAACGAUAUUCGAGUAGCAUAUCAAAAGGCAUAUUUUCAAAAGAAAGUAGUUUUAAAUUCCUACGACCUACGUCUAAGUGUUACAGGAACAAUCGAGAAAGGAUAAAAAUGCAAUUAAAUAUGCAUCUUUCAAUAAAAGAAUAGACCAAUAUACAAGUCAAAUUACUUGAUCUGAACAAGAAAUUAGUAGUGACACGAGUGGUUAGUCCAUCAUCCUCUCUCCAAAUAGCCCGCCAAAGAACAAAACUACUGACUUUGAUUUUUUAAAAACUAAGUAUUUUUUAUUAAAAAUUUGGUCUAAUUUUUUUUGCCUCUUAACUUGUUUCUCAUAGUAAAACUGCUAUCAAAUAGUUUAUUGGUAGAAAGAAAAGGAUGCACGACUAUGGCAUAUUUUCGAAAAUCUUUUUAAUUGUAAUUUUACCACUCAGUCGAGACCAGAAAAGAAAUAACAGCCAAUUUAGUCAUAUCGAAGAAAUUAAUCAAAAUUUUAAUCGUAUAACUGAGAGAAAAUUGAAUUGAAACAAAUUCCGAGAAAUUCCCUGACGAAUUCAAACUAAAUCAAUUUUAAUGAUUCAAUCGAAAUUCAAUGUGGUUGCAGUUCUGAACGUUCAAAUUAUAAUUUAAAUUGCAGUUGAACAAUACUUAUGCGUAAAAUAUAAAUGUCAAAAAAUAUUUCGUUCAUUUGAACGUUCAGAACUUUAGGUACAUCGAAAUUCAAACAAUUUAACAAAAAUGUAGUAAAUUAAAUAGAAUUUCAAGUGCGUUCAAAUGAAUAAUUGUCAUAAAAUUGAAAAUACAUUCAAUUCAAUUAGUUUCAAACAAUUGAAAGUGAACCCUAGUAAACAGAACGUAAUUAAAGGUGAAGUAUUAAUGAAUUUUUUAAUAAAUUGAAAGUGAAAUCAAAAUGAAUUGAUUUUCGUGUAUUAUAAUAAAUUAAACAUAAUUAUGUGACUGAAGUUUGCAACGUUUAUAAACUAAAUUAUAAAAUUUCCAAAAUUUAUUGUAGUGAUUUUGCACCUGGUGACAGGUAAAACAAAAAUUAGUUUAAUACCAACAGUUAUUAAUGGCUGUCUAAGUUUUACACACCUAGGUACUUCGAAAAUUAUAUAGAAAAUAAAUAACCAAAAUUUAUUUUUGUUUAUAAACGUUACAAACUUCAGUUAAGGGGUUAUAUUUAUUAAUUUUAAGAGAUUUUAAGGAUAAUUUUUUUGCCAUGUUAACAAAUUUUUAGUGAAAUGGACUAUAGGGGAUCGAUAAUUACAUAUUUGCAGGUACGUUUUCAUUAAAAAUUUUGAAACCCGGGGGUAAACAUGGCUACUAUCGCAAAAUACUUUUUUUUAUUAUUACUACUUUUUGUGAUCAUGAGAACUCUGAAACGGAUUGUCCGAAAUUUAAAGAACCAACAAGACUUCACUAGUAUAUUCCACUUCGGGUUUUGAUCCAAAAAUAUAACUUUUAAUCCAUAUGAAAAUCUCUAUAUUUACGAACUCCGUAUGGGAAUAUACAAAUGAAAUCUUGUUGGUAUGUUGAAUUAAAAUAAUCCUUUAUAUAAUUUUUUUUAAUGAAAAAGUACCUGCAGACAGGUAGUAAUCGAUCUUCUGUAGUCCAUUUCAAUAAAAUUUUGUCAGCAUGGUUUUAAAAAAUUUGUAAAAUUUCUUUAACAUCAGUAGAUAUGAGCCCUCAAUUCCAGUAAAUUAAAAAGAGUUCAAGGUGAAUUGAAUAUAAUUCGAUGUGAAUUAAAAAUUAAUAAUUUAUCAUGAAAUAACUGUGAAUUUUCAAUAAUCAAUAAACUAAACAGAGUUCAAUAAUUCAACUGAAUGUAUGAAUUAUUUUUCCAGGAAAAAUAUCUGGAUUCAAUAUAAAUUAAUUUUAUUGAAUUAAAAGUGUAUUAAAAUUCAAUUUGACAGAAUUCAAUUCACUUGAGUUUAAAUCAAGGCUAAUUCAACCAAAUUCAAUGUGUUUAUUAAUUUACUUGAUUUCUAAACAAAAUUUAAGUCACGGAUUUCGGUUUGAUAAAAUGGUCACGGGUCUUAAAAUUGUUAUGAUAAACUAAUUUUUGAUUAAUUCCUUUUAUAGUUCAGUGUUGAACUAAAAACACGAUAAUUCAAUUUAUAAUUGCGACAUAAUAUGGAACACACAUCAGUCUCGAUUUUUCCUGAUUAUUUCUCUAUUUUGUACAAGGUUUAAUUUAUGUUUAGGGCACUCCCGUGCCCUGUAAUUAAUAAGUAUAACUGACUUUUAAAAUUUAAGUAUACAAUUCACGAAAACCAGCUGUCUGAAUUGUUACUUGCUACGUAACUUUCAAUGAGUACGGGAUAAUUUAUUGUCAGUGUUGAUAUUCAUAUAUGACUAUUUCGCACGGGCUGAAUUAUUUACGAUGAGUUUUGGGAAAAAUUACGAUACCAACAUCAGAAGCAGGUAACU